AUAUUUUCUCGUAUAUAUUGUUCGUUACAACCUAAGUGUUCAUAUAGUUGAUAUGGUGGAGCUAUCGAAGAAAUUUAUUAUAACCUAUUAUAAUGAGUCUGAAAUGUUGAGGACUAAAGCGAUAUUAGUCAGGUCCCAGUAUGGUAUGGACUUACUUAAUUGGAAUGAAAACAAAAUUGCCCUAUUAUUAGCAGCAUAUCACAUCGGAUAUUGUAUUUGUUUUCCAAUAUUCCACACUAUUGGUGAUCGUUUUGGACCAACAUGGGUUGUGGGAGUCGCUGGGAUAUCUUCAGGAGUACUUAAUUGUUUGGUGCCGUCAGCUGCAUGCUUUAGCUUCUGGCUGUUCUUCAUCUUGCGCAUUUUGAACGGAUUUUGUGCGGGUGCCAUGUUACCCAGUAUGAUUCAAGUGUUAAGGCACUGGGUCCCGCCAGUUGAACGUCAUUACUUUAUGUGGGCUUAUUGUGGUAUAACAACGGGGACGUGUUCCACAUUCCUUAUUUGCGCGGCGGUUCAAUAUUAUUACAAAUGGUCAGUUGGUUUCUAUGUUUGUGGUGCGAUGCAAAUAUUAUGGGCAUCUGUUUGGCUCCUGGUUGUCAACGAUUCCCCCGACAAACAUUCUUUUAUAUCAAAGGACGAACAGAGCUAUUUGCGGGACACCAUCGGAUCUGUUUUUACAAUACAUCUGACAAAUUCGCAAGCACCCUGGCAGAUAAUAUUAAGGUCUAUACCAUUUUGGGCUGUUUGCAUCCUUAAUUUUGGAUACGCAUGGAUAAUUAUCUCAUUAUGUCUUCAUGGGCCAAUUUAUUAUACGUUUACAUUAGGUUAUAGUAUUUACGAGGCAUCCGCGCUGACGGCACUACCAUUUCUUUUAAGAUUGAUUUUGAGCACAAUAUCAAUUCAAAGUUACUUCUGGUAUAAACAAAACACAAACAUCAAAAGAAUAAAACAUAUAAAGAAGUAUUUUAUAGUUGUUUCGCACGUAAUCCCAGGUGUUUUGGUAUCAACUGCAUGGUUGGUACCAAUAAAUCCUGGGCCUGCUCUCCUGACCAUCGCUGUAGCAUUGACAGCUGCUGGAAUGGAUCUUACAUUAGACAUUUGUUACAAGCUGUCACCGACCUAUGUAAAUUCGAUAAAUACAGUUAUAAAAAUCAUCGGAAAUUUUCCAGGGAUAAUUGUACCGUUUUGUGUGGGAGAAGUGACGCAUAGGUUUAAAAAUACAAUAACAGUGUGGAGGUAUGUGUGGUCUUUCCAUGGGUCAAUGCUCCUAAUUUGUGGCUGCAUAUUCCUAUUAUGGGGUGACACUAAAACACAAUCAUGGAAUAAUAUACGUCACAGGUGCAAAUACUAACAAAAUUUUACAAUACAACUCUUGACUAUGACAUUAAAUAAUAU
Pieris napi is the source of this 1392-nucleotide messenger RNA. RefSeq names its product sialin-like. NCBI's taxonomy places the organism in Eukaryota, Metazoa, Arthropoda, Insecta, Lepidoptera, Pieridae. The record is from RefSeq and is a predicted model, not a curated record. Gene Ontology annotation, biological process: monoatomic anion transport; transmembrane transport. Gene Ontology annotation, molecular function: transmembrane transporter activity. Gene Ontology annotation, cellular component: plasma membrane. The coding region runs from base 53 to 1348 and encodes 431 amino acids. The transcript has 10 exons.